Sinocyclocheilus grahami is the source of this 1543-nucleotide messenger RNA. RefSeq names its product ephrin-A5b-like. Gene Ontology annotation, biological process: regulation of actin cytoskeleton organization; axon guidance; ephrin receptor signaling pathway. Gene Ontology annotation, cellular component: plasma membrane; external side of plasma membrane. The transcript is spliced from 4 exons. The annotation marks the transcript as partial. NCBI's taxonomy places the organism in Eukaryota, Metazoa, Chordata, Actinopteri, Cypriniformes, Cyprinidae. Gene Ontology annotation, molecular function: ephrin receptor binding. The record is from RefSeq and is a predicted model, not a curated record.
CACACGGCCAAAGGCUUCAAGCGCUGGGAGUGCAACCGGCCGCACUCGCCCAACGGCCCGCUCAAGUUCUCCGAGAAGUUCCAGCUCUUCACGCCCUUCUCGCUGGGCUUCGAGUUCCGGCCGGGCCGAGAGUAUUACUACAUCUCAUCCAUGAUCACAGAAACCGGGAGAAGGUCGUGUCUCAAGCUGAAAGUGUACGUGAGACCACCGAAUGGCUGCGAGAAAACCAUAGGCGUUCACGACCGCGUUUUUGUCGAUGACAAAGUAGACAAUGCAUUAGAACCAAGAGAUGACACCAGUCACGAGGCUGAACCGUCCCGGAGCGACGUGUCGACCUCAGGCCUGCGGCACCAAACGUCACGCCCCCUGCUGGCCCUGCUGCUGCUCUGCAUCUCUGUGUUCUUCACCUUAUAGCCCCUCACCUGCCCCUCACGCAGCCCUCGGGAGACCCGGCGCGUCCCGGCACCGGGGAGGGCUUGAGAUUCACCGGGAACACUUCUGCUGCGCUUUUGUUUUGUUUUCCAAUAUUUAAGUGGUCCUUCGCUGUCUUUGAUUAAGAAAAGUCAAUUAGCCGCGCGAAGAAGAAAUUCAGAUCGCCUGUUUAACCAACCAACCAAUCAACUGUGGCGGCCGGUCGCUGCGGAUUGGCUGCCAGCAGGAAGGGGGCGGAGUCUCAGAUUUGAUUUGGGUCCAUUAGGAGUGAGUCGCUCUUUUGUGGGUAAUUAGAGCACGUUUUAAGAAACGCCGGAGGCCCUGUGAGAACUGAAGGUUUCUAGGUGGGUGUCACAUAAAACAGACAUAAACAUCAACCCGAGUUCACCAGCUCUGCUUUUAGCGAUAUAUAUAUAUAUAUACACACACACACACAAAGACUCUCGCCUUUCGUCCUUCGUCUGCCUUCCCCUAACAAAUUGCAGAAUCCAUCGGAAGAAACGUCUGUUAUGCGUCUCGCCGCAGGAUCUUUCCCAAUCGAAGGAAGACGUUGGUUAGUCCGAAUUUGCAUUUGAUUCUCUACUGCAAUUUGAGGGACUUGUCUUAGUAGACCACACCACUAAAAACAAUGAUUUUGUAUUUUGUAAGAUAAACUUAACUGCAACAUAAAUAUCUAUAUUUUUCCUAUGACCUUUUAUCAAUUGAUAUGAGAUAUCAACAUUAACGGCUCAUGGAAAUUCUUUUCUUGUCAUAACUGUGUGUCCGACUCCAUUAGGAACCAAAUAUGGAAAGGGGCUCCGCAUGAUGUUUUCCCCUUUUACAUGGGUGGAAAAAAUAAGCAUUUGUUUGAAUAGGCCUUAUACUGUACACUAUACUAAUAUCUCCUGGAAGUGCUUCGAAUUCAGCGUUUCCAUCGGGGAAAUAAAGUCUAGUUUCAUUUGUUUAUUUCAUUAAUGCAUCUGUUUGUUUGUGUAGCUGUUAAUUGGUGCAGUUCUGACUCGUUUAAUAUGCUGAUGCGACAUACGCAAAACAUUAGAACAUGGGCAUUCUCCUCCCAAAAGCCUUACACAUGAUGGAGGAACCGAUGGGUGAAUCUCACCAAACCUGACUC